CAGCGAAAGCGAGCGCAAGCGGAAACUAAAAGAAAGCGACACAACAACAAAGAAGGACGACAAAAGAGGCUGUAAGCUUGUGCGCCGAGGCUAUCGACAAAUUCCCCCCAACGGUCUAAAGUUUCAGAAUGCAAAUGAAUGCGGGAGAACGGGUAUCGGUGCGACAGCCCCCAGCAACGCAAUCCAAGCAGCUUUAACUAGGGAAACCAUGCGCAAUGGGAAAUAUACUGACCCAAGCGAUUGUACGACAUGUUGGACGAUCGUGUUUCGAGUUAACAAUCGUUCCAAUCGGCGCGAGUUCCUCGAACAGGGGAGUUGCGGAGAGAGAUUGCGCCAGGAGCGCGGGUGGAAUGCUCUCAAUUCACUUUCAAUGGUUCCUAGGUCGGUUCCUCGGCGAAAGUUUCAGCGACGAGUGAUAGGCGGUUGACAAGAUGAAAGGUGGGUACCGCUGAUUCGUUGUCAACAGUGUACGAUUGAUCUCGAUGAAACGUGAAGCACAACGGAAUGGUGAGUUUAAAGAAGAAAAUGGACAAGAGGCACCUUUUCUUUUGAUGAGUGCCUGGGAAAGCUGCCCGCGCCACCUUUUUCCCCAAGCAAAGCAAAAGCGCGAGGCACAGCUGGUCUUGGCGGGGGGUUUACGUUUGUUGACCAAGAAACGGAGGGAUCAGCAGAGGUUUGUGGACCAAGAUAACAAACUAAUUAAUGGGGAGGAUCUGACUAGAGGGAAGAAGUUGAAUGAGGUACGAAUGAGAUUUCCUUUUUCAGCCGACGAUCGUGAAGUCAGGUGGGAACAUAACAAAAAAACACCGACAGUGGGGCCCCAUUGGACGGGAGGAUUCAUAUUACGGUACCGACCGUACGGAGUAUCUUUGCUUCUCUCUGUUGUCUCUCUACAGACUACUACUAGUACUAAUACUCCAGAGGUAGCAUCUGGAUAUCUCCCUUGAUCGUGAGAGAAUCUCUCCGUCUCAGCACCACGGAGAAUUACUGACAGAAUCAGAAAGAUUAAUUCCCUAGAAACGAAACCCUGUCAGCCGUGGAGACUCUCUCUAUUAGUUUGGUAGAGUUGCAC
Molecule: messenger RNA, 1072 nt
Organism: Aspergillus pseudonomiae
Lineage: Eukaryota; Fungi; Ascomycota; Eurotiomycetes; Eurotiales; Aspergillaceae
Exons: 1
Coding region: 483-947 (154 amino acids)
Source: RefSeq, a predicted model, not a curated record